ACACACACACACUCUUCCUGCUUCAACAGCUCGCAGCACGAACUUCGUUUUUAUCGUCCCUUUCCGCCAUAAUUCUUCCGGAGCUUCCAAAGCACUUGAAGCCAUAGAAAUCCCCUUCCACAGCUCCUAUAAACCCCGAAGCUCUACAUCAUCGUUCCUCUGGCUACUCUCAUCGCUUCGCAUUCUUCUUCGAUUGUUAGGAGGAACUUCGGCGGAGCUCUCAUGGCUGCUGUUGCAGGAUCCAGUGCCGUCGCCUUCAAAUCCGCCGGAACCUCCGCAGGUUUCCGCAGCUCCUCCGGUGACAGGAGUAUCGGCCAGUUCCGUCCGCUUUCCGGCGUGGUCAGCAGCAACCUCAACGCCGCUCGCGCUAGCCUCCGGUGCAGAUCGACAAGCUCCGUCGCCUCUUCUGGCGUGAGAGCUCAGGUUGCUACUGCGGAACAAGCGAGCACGGAGGCGGCGCAGAAGGUGGAAUCACCCGUAGUUAUAGUGACCGGAGCAUCUAGGGGCAUCGGCAAAUCAAUUGCAUUGUCCUUGGGGAAAGCAGGUUGCAAGGUGUUGGUAAACUAUGCAAGGUCGUCUAAGGAGGCAGAAGAAGUCUCCAAAGAGAUUGAGGCUUACGGUGGUCAGGCUGUUACCUUUGGUGGGGAUGUCUCCAAAGAAGAGGACGUGGAAGCAAUGAUGAAAACUGCCAUUGAUGCAUUUGGAACAGUUGACAUACUGAUAAACAAUGCAGGGAUCACGAGGGAUACUUUGUUGAUGAGAAUGAAGAAAUCACAGUGGCAGGAUGUUAUUGACCUCAAUCUUACGGGUGUCUUCCUUUGCACACAGGCAGCAGCCAAGAUCAUGAUGAAGAAGAGAAAGGGAAGGAUUAUCAAUAUUGCUUCAGUGGUUGGUUUGGUUGGCAAUGCUGGGCAAGCAAACUACAGUGCUGCCAAGGCUGGAGUUAUUGGCUUUACAAAGACUGUUGCAAAGGAAUAUGCCAGCAGAAAUAUUAAUAAUAUUUUCCAGGUCAAUGCAGUUGCUCCAGGGUUCAUUGCAUCCGACAUGACUGCCAAUCUCGGUGAUGAUAUUGAAAAGAAAAUAUUGGAGGGGAUUCCUCUAGGGAGGUAUGGCCAGCCAGAAGAGGUAGCUGGAUUGGUGGAAUUCUUGGCUCUGAACCCAGCGGCCAGUUACAUCACUGGACAGGUGUUUACUAUUGAUGGAGGCAUGGUUAUGUAAGAAGUGAAUAGGGGGAGGACAGGCUCCCUCUCCCCUCUCCCAAUCCCGACGGUGCAGCUACCAAGUUCAGAUACGUGACCCUUCGAUUCGUGCUUCUAUUUCCUUUUAACUUAGGUUAUAUCCUAUGAUUAGUUUAGUUAAUAAAGCCGAAUGCUCCCUUUCCUCAGUUUUCCGAUCGAGUUCCAGUCAUAGUGUCUCGCUGCAUGUACUUUCCGUGUAAUAUAAGGACGAACAUUCAAGAAGCGGACGAACUUCAAUUUGGUUAUCGAGAGACUUACAAUUGAGCUUUUUUGUUGUAUGAUGAAAACGAGUCCUUUUUCUGUGCUGGUGUGUUAUCUCAUGUCAUGUACACUGGAAAAUGCAGUUUUCGUGAUAGGUAUAAGUAGUGUGCGUGUGUGUGAGAUGAGAUCAUAUAUAUAGUAGGGGUAUAAAUUCAUCAAUCUUUUGCGUGUG
This is a messenger RNA of Linum tenue, 1671 nucleotides long. NCBI's taxonomy places the organism in Eukaryota, Viridiplantae, Streptophyta, Magnoliopsida, Malpighiales, Linaceae. The record is from the annotation of a GenBank genome assembly.